Messenger RNA from Triplophysa dalaica, 4605 nucleotides. It is a transcript of the gene plcb1l, whose product is annotated as 1-phosphatidylinositol 4,5-bisphosphate phosphodiesterase beta-1. Gene Ontology annotation, molecular function: calcium ion binding; calmodulin binding; phosphatidylinositol-4,5-bisphosphate phospholipase C activity. The record is from RefSeq and is a predicted model, not a curated record. Gene Ontology annotation, cellular component: nuclear speck; cytoplasm. Bases 306 to 3881 code for a protein of 1191 amino acids. Gene Ontology annotation, biological process: lipid catabolic process; phosphatidylinositol-mediated signaling; memory. Lineage: Eukaryota; Metazoa; Chordata; Actinopteri; Cypriniformes; Nemacheilidae. The transcript has 35 exons.
UGUUUAUUUAGGAAAACAGACUGUAGCAGAAGAAAAAUAUCAUGACCAAUGGUGUUGGUAAUGACGUCACGAAUAUGCCCACAUCUCCAAAGGAAACAUUUGCCUUUUGUUACAGUAAAUGAAGCGCAGGGAGGCGCGCUCGAGCCCGCUAGGAUCUCAAUCAGGUCCUCUGCUUCUGUGGUUUACGGCGAUCCUACAACUGCUUUCAGGACACGGGAACGAGCACGAAGGCGUCUCUUCAGUUCCACAAGUCAAUCUGGGAUCUUUAACAUCACAAGCGUGUGAAGUUUAGGGAACGCGCACAGAUGGCAGGAGCACAGCCCGGAGUUCACGCGCUCAAGCUCAAACCUGCUUCUGUGCCCGAGAGCCUGAAAACGGGCAACAAAUUUUUGAAAUGGGAUGAUGACAGUACUACAGGAACCCCUGUGACACUGCGUGUCGACCCUCAGGCUUUUUUCUUGUAUUGGACGGAUCAGAACAAGGAGACUGACGUGUUGGAGAUUUCUUCCAUCAAGGACACAAGAAAUGGGAGAUAUGCCAAAACACCAAAGGAAGUCAAGCUACGAGAAAUUUUGGAUGUGGGGAACAUGGAUGGAAAGUUAGAGAACAGAAUGCUGACAGUGGUUUUUGGUACUGACGGGGUUAACAUCACCUUCCUGAACUUUAUGGCCUUUAGUGAAGAAGUAGCAAAGGAGUGGACCGUGGAGCUUUUUAGUUUAGCUUCAAACCUGCUGGCUCAGAACAUGUCCAGAGAAUCCUGUCUGGAGAAAGUGUACACGAGAUUGGUGUUGCAGCUCACACCUGAAGGCGGCAUUCCUGUGAGAAAUAUCUUCCGCAUGUUCUGUGCAGACAGAAAGCGAGUUGAAGGUGCUCUGGAAAUCUGCAGCCUGCCAACCGGAAGAAAUGACUCGCUUUCUCAAGAUCAGUUUACACCUGACAUAUUCCGACGUCUUCUCAACAGUAUAUGUCCACGGAACGACAUUGACACAAUCUUCUCAGAAAUUGGUGCCAAAAGCCGGCCAUAUCUCACCGUUGAGCAGUUGAAAGAUUUCCUCAACAUCAAACAAAGGGACCCUCGACUCAAUGAGAUCCUGUAUCCGCCCCUCAAAGCCGAGCAAGUGCAGGCAUUGGUGGAGAAAUAUGAGCCCGACAGCAUGCUUUCUCAAAGAGGACAGAUCUCUGUUGAGGGAUUCGCCAGAUAUCUGAACGGAGUGGAGAACAGCAUCAUACCCUCAGAGAAACUGGACCAGAGUGAAGACAUGACCCUCCCGCUCUCGCAUUACUUCAUCAACUCCUCGCACAACACCUACCUCACAGCGGGUCAGUUGGCUGGAAACUCAUCGGUGGAGAUGUACCGUCAGGUCCUUUUGUCUGGCUGUCGGUGUAUUGAGCUGGACUGUUGGAAGGGCCGGACGGCCGAUGAAGAACCCAUCAUCACUCAUGGCUUUACCAUGACAUCUGAGAUCUCCUUCAAGGAUGUGGUAGAAGCCAUCGCAGAGAGCGCCUUUAAAACCUCACCGUUUCCCAUCAUUCUGUCUUUUGAGAAUCAUGUGGAUUCUCUCAAACAGCAGGCAAAAAUGGCGGAGUAUUGCAGAUCAAUAUUUGGCGAUGCUCUGCUCACAGAAGUGCUGGAGAAAUAUCCUCUGGAGGCCGGCGUUCCUCUCCCCAGCCCCGCUGACCUGAUGGGUAAAAUCCUUAUCAAGAACAAAAAGAAUUCACAUAAAGGCGAUGGAAGCACAAAGAAGAAACUCUCUGAGCAGACGUCCAACACGUACAGCGACACGUCCAGCACAUACGAGCCCUCGUCCCCCGGCGCAGGGUCAACACAUCAGGAUUCACAUGACAUCAUUCAUGGAGGCGUGAAGCACACCGAGGGAAAUCUUCAGGGAAUUCAGUCCAUGGAUAAAACAUGUGAUGAGAAAGAAGAUCCAGAGGCAGAGAGUGACGAGGAAAGUAAAAAACUCAACGAUGAGGGGAUGGCUGUAAAUGAAGUCUUUGCCACAGAGGAGAUGUCCAACUUAGUCAACUACAUUCAGCCUGUCAAAUUCAACUCCUUUGAGACGUGCAAAAAAAUGAAUCGGAGUUACGAAAUGUCGUCGUUCGUGGAGACCAAAGCCCUGGAGCUGCUCAAGGAAUCGCCCGUGGAGUUUGUCGAGUAUAAUAAAGUUCAGUUGAGCAGAAUUUAUCCCAAAGGAACUCGAGUGGAUUCCUCCAACUACAUGCCUCAGCUCUUCUGGAACGCUGGAUGUCAACUGGUGGCUCUGAAUUUUCAGACGAUGGAUCUGCCUAUGCAGCUGAAUCUUGGAAUAUUCGAGUACAAUGGAAAAUGUGGCUAUCGACUGAAGCCGGAAUUUAUCCGAAGGGCGGACAAACACUUUGAUCCGUUCACACAGAGAACUAUGGAUGGGAUUGUAGCUCACACACUGUCUGUGAAGAUUAUAUCCGGUCAGUUUCUGUCUGAUAAGAGAGUUGGUAUCUAUGCAGAGGUGGAGAUGUAUGGUCUGCCAGCCGACACCAAGCGGAAAGCCUUUAAGACAAAGACAUCACAGGCCAAUGCAGUUAACCCCGUAUGGGAUGAAGAUCCAGUAGUCUUCAAAAGAGUCAUACUUCCAACACUGGCAUCAUUACGAAUAGCUGUGUACGAAGAUAACGGAAAGUUUAUUGGUCAUCGCAUCAUUCCUGUGUGCGCCAUCCGACCUGGUUAUCACUACAUCAGCCUCAAGAAUGAGAGGAAUCAAACUCUUAUAUUGUCUUCUGUCUUCAUCUACACUGAAGUCAAAGAUUAUGUCCCAGACACCUUUGCAGAUGUAAUCGAGGCCCUGUCCAAUCCCAUCCUGUAUGUUGGUCUCAUGGAACAGAGAGCCAAUCAGCUGGCAGCUCUAACACAAGAGGAGGGAGCACACGAGACGGAGGGUGAAGAGGCAUGGGAUACAGGAGAGAGUUUCUCUGAGAAUAAAAGUGAAUGUAGACCAGUGGCUGAAAAUGGACUGAACCACAACAACAUGUCACCCAAAUCCUCAGUGAGCAGUCAGCAAACUUCAACAGCAGGCUCUGUUAAAGCUGUGAAGUCUGAGGAUAUUGUGCAAAGUGUUUUAACAGAGGUGGACACUUUGAGUCUUGAGCAGUUGAAACAGCAGAAGUGUUACAUCAAAGAGCAGAAGAAACUUUAUAAAGAUUCAAAGGAUCUGAUGAAGAAACACAGCAGAAGAACUGCAGAAGUGAUGAAAGAACACGAGAGCAGACAGAAGCAGCUGCACAAUGAGUUCCUACGACGCACGUCAGCACUUCAGAAGAGCACCAGACGGGAUGGGCAGAACAGGUCUCUGGAGCAGAAGUUAUUAACUCUUGGUGAAGAGAAAACUCACCGACUGACAGAACUGAAGGCCACGCAGCAGCAGGAGCUUCUGACGCUCAGACAAGAACAAUAUUACAGCGAGAAAUAUCUAAAACGAGAACACAUCCGACUGCUGGUGGAGAAACUGAUGGCCGUUGCAGACGAGAGUCACAACAACCAGCUGAAGAAAGUGAAAGAUCUGUGUGAGAAAGAAAAUAAAGAGCUGAAGAAAAAGAUGAACGACAGACGACAAGACAUGCUUCAUGAGAAAUCUCUCACCACUGAAGAAAAGGUGGAGAUGAGGAGAUCUCAUGUGAAUGAGGUGGUUCAGUCCAUCAGACGCCUGGAAGAUGCACAAACUAAAAGACAAGAGCAACUUCAAGAGAGACAUAAAGUUAUUCAACAGCAAAUCCUGGAUGAGAAGCCGAAGCAGGACGACUCGCAGGAGUUUGAUGAUUCAGAGCGAGCUGGAGCAGGAAUAUCAGGACAAGUUUCAAAGACUUCCAGUGGAAAUCCAAGAAUUCCUGCAAGAUUCUGCUGCUUGUGAAGGAAAUCUAAGUACUGACAAUGACAGGAAAGAUCUCCCCACAUUCACAAGAGACACAGAGGAGAAAGACUUUAACACAUCAUUCUGAGUUUGCUUGUAGUCACGCUGAAGUUUGUAAAUAAGUUUUGUAUUUCUUAGGAGGGUUCUCUUUUAAGUCUGUUUUCACUGAAACUUGUGUUUGCUUGUACUGUAUGUCUGUAUGUUCAUAUGUUUCUCUCAUCGUCCUUUCAGUUAAACUUUACAGUAGGACAGUAGAUGUUUCUGCAGUAUGAAAAUAGAAUCUAUUGUUUCACAGACAAGGCUUAAGGCUAGUCCCAGACUGAAAUGAAUGCUUGAGAUGUCUAAACUGAAAACAGCAUGUACUGACAUUUCUUGAAAUAUGUCUCUGCCAUUGUUUUGUCUCAAGAUGCUCACCAGUAAUGUUUUUUUUUCAAAGCAUUUUUAUAAAAGCACUUUAAUAUACUAAUCAAACAAAGGCAUAGUCUUGGUUUACGCUUAGUCUUGUCCGUGAAACAGGGCCUAAAUGUCUAGAGACCACAUCAGUCAUCUGUUGGUUAUGGACGCUAUGAAACGCUCUCAAAACAUCUGCAUGUUAAAUUCUGCCUUUACCAACGGUUAUGUUUGUGAGAUCAUCAUUUGUGAAAUAAGUCCCUUUGGUCUAGAGGAAAGUGAGCGCUGCAGCUUUAAAGUUACCGUACAAAUAAAAAUGAUACUAAUUUUCUUA